AUGGGAGGGUGCAUGCGACCUUGUCUUCGGGAAGUUAGAGAGCUAGUUGGGGAAGACCAGGAGAGCUGGUUGGGGAAGACCAGGAGAGCUGGUUGGGGAAGACCAGGAGAGCUGGUUGGGGAAGACCAGGAGAGCUGGUUGGGGAAGACCAGGAGAGAUGGUUGGGGAAGACCAGGAGAGCUGGUUGGGGAAGACCAGGAGAGCUGGUUGGGGAAGACCAGGAGAGCUGGUUGGGGAAGACCAGGAGAGAUGUGUUGGCCUCAGUCCUACACAGCUCCAAAAUCGUCCGAAUCGUUGUGGAUGAAGAGCAUCUGA
Coregonus sp. 'balchen' is the source of this 315-nucleotide messenger RNA. NCBI's taxonomy places the organism in Eukaryota, Metazoa, Chordata, Actinopteri, Salmoniformes, Salmonidae. The record is from the annotation of a GenBank genome assembly.